AUAUAAAAACACCUUCAAAAAAUCAAAAACCCAAACCCUCCCAAAUCGUGCGCACAGUUUUCUCUCUCUCUCUGUGAAAGCCGCAGGUGUGUGUUCUAACUUCUAAAAAUUCGAUCGGUAGGGUUUUGGGUUGUGAUUCUCUGCCUCGGUCCUAUCAAUUCCAAUCCGAUACUUAAGCAGUAAGAUUUGAUUAGGGUUUUGGUGAAAUUUGAACGAUUUCUGAUAAACCAAAAAGAAAGCAAGCAUGUCGCUGAGGCCGAACACGAGGACCGAUGUCCGGCGGAACAGGUAUAAGGUGGCAGUGGAUGCGGAGGAGGGACGGAGAAGGAGGGAAGACAACAUGGUCGAGAUCCGAAAGAGCAAGCGCGAGGAGAGCUUGCAAAAGAAACGAAGAGAAGGCCUCCAAGCUCAGCAAUUUGCUCCAACGCCAAACAUCUCCAACCUCGAGAAAAAGUUGGAGAGUCUUCCAACGAUGGUUGCUGGAGUGUGGUCUGAUAAUAGUGAAAUUCAGCUGGAAACCACUACCCAGUUCCGGAAAUUGCUUUCAAUUGAACGAAGCCCUCCAAUCGAGGAAGUUAUCCAAGCAGGAGUUGUUCCGCGCUUUGUUGAGUUUCUUGUCAGAGAGGAUUUCCCACAACUUCAGUUUGAGGCUGCUUGGGCCCUCACAAACAUAGCAUCGGGAACCUCAGAGAACACCAAGGUGGUAAUUGAUCAUGGGGCGGUUCCAAUUUUUGUAAAGCUACUAGGAUCUCCAAGUGAUGAUGUCCGUGAGCAGGCUGUGUGGGCAUUGGGAAAUGUUGCUGGUGAUUCCCCUAGAUGCCGUGAUCUUGUCCUCAGCCAUGGAGCUUUGAUUCCAUUGCUAUCACAGUUAAAUGAACAUGCAAAGCUUUCGAUGCUGAGAAAUGCAACAUGGACACUCUCAAACUUUUGCAGGGGCAAGCCACAACCGCCUUUUGAUCAGGUGAGGCCAGCUCUUCCAGCCUUAGAGCGUUUAGUUCAUUCAAAUGAUGAAGAAGUCCUAACAGAUGCCUGCUGGGCCCUAUCGUAUCUGUCUGAUGGUACAAAUGAUAAAAUUCAAGCUGUGAUUGAGGCAGGUGUAUGUGCUCGACUUGUACAGCUCCUCCUACAUCCAUCCCCUUCAGUGCUCAUUCCUGCCCUUCGUACAGUAGGAAAUAUUGUGACAGGAGAUGAUUUUCAGACUCAGUCUAUAAUCAACAAUGGUGCACUCCCUUGCCUUCUGAGCCUGUUGACACAUAAUCAUAAGAAGAGCAUAAAGAAAGAAGCUUGCUGGACCAUAUCAAACAUUACAGCUGGAAACAGGGAACAAAUACAGGCUGUUAUUGAAGCUGGUUUAAUAGGACCUCUGGUCAAUCUGCUCCAAAAUGCUGAGUUUGAUAUAAAGAAAGAGGCAGCAUGGGCAAUUUCAAAUGCUACCUCUGGUGGUACUCAAGAGCAAAUUAAGUACCUGGUUAGUCAGGGAUGUAUAAAACCAUUAUGUGAUCUUCUUGUCUGCCCAGAUCCAAGGAUAGUCACUGUCUGUUUAGAGGGGUUAGAGAACAUUCUGAAGGUUGGGGAAGCUGAGAAGAAUCUGGGUAACAAUGGAGAUGUCAACUUGUAUGCCCAGAUGAUUGAUGAUGCUGAGGGCUUAGAAAAGAUCGAAAAUCUACAGAGUCAUGAUAACAACGAGAUCUAUGAAAAGGCUGUUAAAAUACUGGAGACAUAUUGGUUGGAGGACGAGGAUGAGGCAUUACCCCCAGGCGAUGUUUCACAGUCAGGCUUCCGCUUUGGAGGGAAUGAUCUUCAAGUUCCAUCUGGUGGAUUCAAUUUUAGCUGAAGGUAAGCAAAACGUGUUUCACUACACUGUGGUAUGACGAACUACCAUCCGAAGGAAGUACAAACGCAGAUGUAUUAGCUCCUCAUGACUACUGAGUGUCCUUUUUGCUUUCCUGUUUUGAUUUACAAAAUUUGCAGAAACUCAUAGCUGAUGGUAGCACAGAAGUUUCAUACCAAGGGUGAUUUUGGGGUCAAGUUGGGUUGGGUCGGGUCAGGGCAUUUCGCCGAGUCUGGUUACAGUCUGGUCCAGUGUCCAUUGAAGUCGAAACGGUGCCAUGGUGGGUCGGUUCAUGCUGCUAGUGUGACCAAAUAAGAUAAAGGAUAAUUGGGCUGAGUGGUUCCAUCAUGGCGUCUGGUCUUUAACAGUGUGCAGUAACAUUGCCUGGUACCAUGGAAUAUGGAAAGUGUCCUAGAGGCCUAUUGUUGCAUAAGCAAGAGCUCUUUCACUUUAAUGGGUGUGCCAGUGAGGGUUUCUUUAAUGGGGCAGUGGGUCUGCUAUUAUUAUUGUUAUUAUUGUUAUUUUUUCUGUUCUUUUCGGUCGGAGUCGAUUAUGUACUAGUAAUUUAUACUAGAGUCGGGAUCUGUUAUUUUUACUUGUUGAGUGAGUACAGUAUUCAUAAACUAGUUUCGGUUGUAUUGCAGGGAAAGGAAUUAGUUGUGUUUUGGUUUAAAUUCCUUGUGAUUAAUGUAGUGAAAAUGGUUCAUUUCAAAUA
Messenger RNA from Ziziphus jujuba (common jujube), 2546 nucleotides. RefSeq names its product importin subunit alpha-2. NCBI's taxonomy places the organism in Eukaryota, Viridiplantae, Streptophyta, Magnoliopsida, Rosales, Rhamnaceae. The coding region runs from base 245 to 1834 and encodes 529 amino acids. The transcript has 10 exons. Gene Ontology annotation, cellular component: cytoplasm; nucleus. Gene Ontology annotation, biological process: NLS-bearing protein import into nucleus. Gene Ontology annotation, molecular function: protein binding; nuclear import signal receptor activity. The record is from RefSeq and is a predicted model, not a curated record.